AUACGAGGAUUGAUCUUGAAAACUGCAUCUGCGUUACUCCGGAAGGGCAACUGGUGCUCUCCCUGGGAGUCGAGGACUAUCAAAGACUGGGAAUAGAGGGGAAGCAAUCGUACUUCGAUAGAUCCAGGAGUUCUCGGUUUGCCCCCCCUGUCUAAAAAUGCCCCGGAAGCAUCAAGUGCCUGCGCUGCAAGAGCUCGCACUGUGCUCCAUCGGCGAAUACGUAACAGCCUUCGGCAAAUCAAUAGUCACCCCAAUCAUCAAGCAAUCAUACACAGACCCCCGAGGGGGUUUAAAACGCCUUCAAAGCCUCCUCACCUCAAUGAAACACCGCCUGAGCUCGAGCAUCCCCUGGCAUCUGUACAAUCCAAUGGCCUUGAAAUCCCUGAACGCCAUAAAGGCCCUGAUAAACGAACGCAGAAAUUUUUACGAUUAUCUACCGGCCGAUGUCUUCCUCACUGAGGUGAACGUCCUCGUGAACCUGAUCGAGGUCCUUUUGCACCAUAACCUGCGGUCAAUGGAGUUCACGGAGUGGCCGAAGAUAAUGCGACAUGUUCUGUACAACAACCUUCACAAUAUGUCUGGGCUGGAGGUGCUGGACCUCGGCUCGGGAUCAGCUGGCUGGCGUACGUCGGAGAUCGAGAAGCUGAUUAUCAAUGGCGUCUCCCAUAUGCCGAAUCUCCUGUCGUUCACCCUCUGCUCAGACUGCACCGACAACAUCAUCUUCGUCGUGGGUGGAACUUGCAAAAAGCUCAGAGCUCUUGACGUUAUAGCGUCGAGAUCUGUCACGGACAGGAGUAUUCCCUCAAUUCUCAAUUGUCAUUACUUGAGGGAGGUGAAACUCUUCAGGACCUCGGUCUCCAUCAGUGGCUUUGUCGAUCUGUUCAUCGGUCUGCCCUGGUUGGAGAAUAUUGGACGUUGUGAUGACAUGGGGGAAGUCUUUGAGUCCAUCCCCCUCAAGGAAAUAAGUCACAACUCAGAGAAGAAUUUGGCACUUAAGGUCCUUGAAACUAGAAAUGUUACUGUUGAGGAUUUGUUCUUGUUCAUCGACAUGUGCCCCUUCAUCACCAGCAUCUCCAUCAUGUGCGACGAGAGGACGGAUCUGAGGAUAUUGUCGGCUUUGCACCAUUUGCAGGAGCUGAAGCUUCUGUCCUGUGACUUCUAUGCAGAUAAGGUUAAUGAUCUUCUGGAGCUCACCAACUCCAGGAUCAAGAGUCUCCAUCUGGAGCACGUUGAGGAGAUCGACAGGAGUGCUCUGGUGUUCAUCAGUCAGUACUGUCCUGGGAUAAGGAGUCUGACGUUCUACAAUUGUGAUUUCUCUGAGGGAUUGUCCACCCAGUUUAGGGCGCUGAAGAUCGAGCCUUUCAAAGUCUUGGAGAGGCUCAAGUGUGUGGCGGAUUGCGCCAGCUGUCAUCUAGAAUUCUUGAUGAGCAACUGCCAGAGGAUCAAGUUCAUUCAGCUGGGGUCCUCAACGGGGGUCGGCGAUGUGACGAUGCAGAAGGUCUUUGCGGUUAAUAAGAUGAGGGAAUUGGAGGAGAUGAAGAUUCUUUAUGGGGGUGAUUUGUCCAUGAGGACUGUGAGACUGAUUAUGGAGAAUUGCGAGAGGUUGAGACGACUCAGUGAGCUCGAAGGCUGGCAUGGGGUUACCCAGGGGGAGCUGGAGAGUUUCAGGGAGGAACUGAGGGUCAAUAAUGUCGAUUUGGAUACUAGUCCCACUCUGUCGCUUGCCUGAAGCUCUUUUCGUGGAGCGAGGAGCAGCUGAGGGUGGCAGGAUGAAGAAGUUUGGGAAUGCUCGGGUCGGGGGGAUGAUCUGGCGAGGAAGUUCAUAGACCUUGACUUAAGAUAAUGUGAUUUGCCUUCUGAAGGAGAAGGGAACGAUUAGAAAUUAAUUUGACUUUUUUUGAUGAUUAAUUUAUUUUGAAAGUAAUUUUUGAGAAUCGAAAUCGAUUUCCACAAAUGGUUUCUCGAUGGAAAAUUGAUUUUUAUUCAAUUAUCUAUCAAAUUGAAUUCGAAGUACUUGGGUGACCUAAAAAAAUCAAUUAUUUGGUGAAUAUCGAAAGAAUCAACGAAUUUAGGAGCCAUAAUUCAACUUUAUCGAAUAUUUUAUCGAAGUGUUUUAUUACCAACAAUUUCACAAUUUAUUCAAGUCAUUUUGCUACUUUACAAUUGUACGGACAAUUAUUAAGUGCUGAAAAUAUUUAUUAUGAUGAUGAGGAUUGUCGGCCAAUGCUGCAUCCCCUUAAAUUUGUGAUAAUUUCAUCGUAACGAAAAAUUACGAUUUAUUUGUGACGUAGAUAUCAGCUGUACUGAGGUGCCACUGAAUAUUGUUUUCCAUUAAUGUUAGUGAUAACGAAUGCUGGUACUAAUUUAAAUAUUUAUACCGUAUUUUAUACACUAGUCUUCGAGGAAUUUGUACAUGUGGACUGUGAUGACGCUUCCAAUUUUGUUAUUUUUACUUUAUUUUGUAUAUAAAUGUUUUUUGACGUUGGA
Messenger RNA from Diachasmimorpha longicaudata, 2487 nucleotides. Its product is annotated as ribonuclease P protein subunit p40-like. Gene Ontology annotation, biological process: tRNA 5'-leader removal; SCF-dependent proteasomal ubiquitin-dependent protein catabolic process; tRNA 3'-end processing. Gene Ontology annotation, cellular component: ribonuclease MRP complex; multimeric ribonuclease P complex; SCF ubiquitin ligase complex. Gene Ontology annotation, molecular function: ribonuclease P activity; ribonuclease MRP activity. The coding region runs from base 158 to 1729 and encodes 523 amino acids. The record is from RefSeq and is a predicted model, not a curated record. The transcript is spliced from 2 exons. NCBI's taxonomy places the organism in Eukaryota, Metazoa, Arthropoda, Insecta, Hymenoptera, Braconidae.